CCCCUUCGCAUCCCCCUCCCCUCCCUGCCCCUGCCGGCCCCCGCACCUCCUCGCCUCCGCAUGGCCUCGCCGUCCGUCGUCCGCGAUCACCUCCGCAUGGCCGCCAUGGCCCUGGCCGCCCUCGCCCGGGGUGGGCGCGGCCCUGCCCGCCGUGGGGACUGGACAGGGAGCACCUGGGCGCCGAACCGGAUUUCGUUCAGCGGCAACAACCGGACGCACAUGGUGCGUGUCCCGGGCAGCGACCGCUUCGAGGUCCGGGUGGCGGACGGCGCCGUGAACCCGUACCUUCUGCCGGCCGUCCUCCUCGCCGCGGGCCUGUGGGGCCUCGACGGGAAGGUGAGCCCCAAGAGGUUCUUCUUCGACCCGAGCGUGAACAUGUACGCCAUCCCCAAGGGCGCGCCUGAGAUCAGCGAGCUCCCCACCAUGCCGCAGUGCCUGUUGGACGCGCUCCGUGCCAUGGAGGCCGACGCGGACCUGACAGGUAUGCUCGGCGCGAAGUUCACUGAGAGCUUCCAGAAGCUGAAGAAGGAUGAGUGGUCCGAGUAUGCGCACCACCUCUCUGCCUGGGAGCUGCAGAACACGCUGGACUGCUGAGCGCCUCUGGGGAUAAUCGCGUAGGCUGUGCGGCGAGCUCUGGUUUGUUAUUGAAGUCGGCAGGGCCACCCACUUGUCUAUAGCAAGGGAGGCCUGACACCUCCUGGGCCCGGGCCCCCCUCCGACUAGUCGCCGUCAGGCUGCGGCAGGCACCUCGACCCGCGUCGCGCCCCUUUUCCUGUGUCUCGGCGGCGCGCGCAGCGUCGUUUUCCAGCCGAAGAGGGCAGAAAUAUCGGGCCCUGGGUCGGGGGGGGCCGUCGCCGAGGCGGCGCCCCGGCCAGGGUUCCCACUUUUCUUCGAAAUAUUCAGAUUCUACGCACACGCCGCAGUAGACGCUCUAGAUCUCCUGCUGGCGCCUGAUGCGACGGGCCGGGCAGCUUCAGCACCCCACGAAAAGA
This is a messenger RNA of Prorocentrum cordatum, 992 nucleotides long. The record is from the annotation of a GenBank genome assembly. Lineage: Eukaryota; Dinophyceae; Prorocentrales; Prorocentraceae.